Molecule: messenger RNA, 1138 nt
Organism: Microdochium trichocladiopsis
Lineage: Eukaryota; Fungi; Ascomycota; Sordariomycetes; Xylariales; Microdochiaceae
Exons: 2
Coding region: 97-660 (187 amino acids)
Biological process (GO): mitochondrial translation
Cellular component (GO): ribosome; mitochondrial large ribosomal subunit
Molecular function (GO): structural constituent of ribosome
Source: RefSeq, a predicted model, not a curated record
GUCGGCGUCGAAACAUUGAACAAACAAGCAUACAUCGCGACACUUGUACUUCACGCCUGACCGUUCGGAGCACAACGGAACUCCUAAGCAGUCAAUAUGGUGAUCGGCGAAAGGAUGUUCAAGCUGGGCAGCAAGCAGGUCUUUCUGCCCUCGCAUCUCGUCACAAUGCUCCGCCCGAAGCCCACCACCCCGCCGACGCUGGCGACCUUCCGUGUGCCCUUGACCUUCAACAAGCUCGACAUGCGCGACUACCUGCUGCACGCAUACAAGGUCGAGACGGCAGGGAUCCGGUCCCUGGUGGCGCAGCAGCCCAUAGACAAGCCCAAGCCGAACGAGAAGCCCCGGCGGGUGCGGCGGCCGCGGUCGAUAAAGCUCAUGAUUGUCGAGCUGGUGAAGCCGUUUGUGUGGCCGGCGGAGGCCCGCGACGCGUCGGCGUGGAAGCAGCCGGAGAUCAUGGAGCAGGCGCUCAAGAAGCAGGACGCGCUGAUGAAGAAGAUGGAGGAGACACAGAAGACUGGCAAGAUGUUGCUGCGGGAUGAGCAGGAGAAGAGCCGUGACGACAGGCAGCUGCGCGAGCAGGCGAAGGCGCUGUUGGAACAGGGCGGCUGGGAUAACCAGAGGACGUUGGAUCCCAAGUUCGCCGCGAGCGGGAAGAAAUAAGGGGUGUUGUGCGACGAUAGAAGGUGUCGUGGCUGGUUCAGAGAUUUGGGGAGGGAAACAGGACGAGGGGUCAGAGUCGAGCUGCGAGAUGUUAGUGCUCCGCCGACAAGAUGGCGACACGGAGGCCACAAGGAUCCCAAUCGCGACCGGGUGUUCGGCCGUUCGGGCAUGUCUUUCAUGCAGGAUGCGUCAAACACGGAUCCUCAGAGCCACAAGCAUAACUCGACCACCCUCCGCGGCUCUGAUCGCACAGGCAUGGACGGGUGCGAAAAGUCGCUCUUGUUCUCGAUGGGCAGCAGAAGAGGAUGACCGCGGGAGGACGAAAACUCUGGAACGAACUCUUGUAUAAUACAACUGCAUGAGUUGACCUGGCAAGGUCUGGCUUCAUAUUUUGCGGCGAGAGGCCCCCAAUCGGCCGCAUAACUGUAGAUCUAUACGCUUUUAUGAUAUGACAGAACAUGGUAGCAAGAUGAGGGCG